Messenger RNA from Cricetulus griseus (Chinese hamster), 6340 nucleotides. The record is from RefSeq and is a predicted model, not a curated record. Lineage: Eukaryota; Metazoa; Chordata; Mammalia; Rodentia; Cricetidae.
AUGAGCUUCUGUAGCCUUAGAAUCUCAGAGGGCUCAUCAUCUGACAGCAUAACAGCUCCUAGAGCCAUUGUUUCUACUCUGCCCAUCGUGUUUCUGCAUCAGCGCACAUGGGUGCAUGUUCAUGUGGGAUAUGCUCAGGGAAGUGGGUGUACACGUGUAACUGUUGCUGCUGAAGUUAGAAAGCAGAUCUCUGGACAGUACAGUGGUUCCCCCCAGCUGCUCAAAAACCUCAACAUAGUCGGCAAUAUAUCCCAUCACACCUCAGUGCCCCUUACUGAAGCAGUUGAUCCUGUGGACUUGGAAGAUUACCUCAUUACUCACCCUUUAGCUGUGGAUUCUGGGCCUCUGAGAGAUCUGGUUGAAUUUCCUCCAGAUGAUAUUGAAGUUGUGUAUAGUCCUAGGGACUGCAGGACCCUUGUUUCAGCUGUGCCUGAGGAAAGUGAAAUGGAUCCACAUGUUAGAGACUGUAUAAGAAGUUAUACAGAAGACUGGGCAAUUGUAAUCAGAAAAUACCAUAAACUGGGAACAGGAUUUAACCCUAACACAUUGGACAAGCAGAAAGAAAGACAGAAGGGACUGCCCAGACAGGUCUUUGAAUCUGAUGAAGCUCCAGAUGGCAACAGCUACCAGGAUGAACAAGAUGACCUUAAAAGGCGUUCGAUGUCAAUAGAUGAUACUCCUAGGGGUAGCUGGGCCUGCAGUAUAUUUGACUUAAAAAAUUCACUUCCGGAUGCCUUGCUUCCUAAUUUACUUGAUCGAACUCCAAAUGAAGAAAUAGACCAUCAGAACGAUGACCAACGGAAAUCAAACCGUCACAAGGAACUGUUUGCCUUACAUCCAUCACCAGAUGAGGAGGAACCAAUAGAACGUCUUAGUGUUCCUGAUGUACCCAAAGAGCAUUUUGGACAAAGACUUCUUGUAAAAUGUUUAUCACUCAAGUUUGAGAUUGAAAUCGAGCCCAUUUUUGCAAGUUUGGCUUUAUAUGAUGUCAAGGAAAAGAAAAAGAUUUCAGAAAAUUUUUAUUUUGACCUUAAUUCAGAACAGAUGAAGGGAUUGUUACGGCCACACGUCCCACCUGCUGCCAUUACCACUCUGGCAAGAUCAGCCAUUUUUUCUAUAACUUAUCCUUCCCAAGAUGUCUUUCUUGUGAUAAAGCUAGAAAAAGUCCUACAGCAAGGAGACAUUGGAGAGUGUGCAGAACCGUAUAUGAUUUUCAAAGAAGCUGAUGCCACCAAGAAUAAGGAAAAAUUGGAGAAGCUGAAAAGUCAAGCUGAUCAGUUUUGCCAGAGACUUGGGAAAUAUCGCAUGCCUUUUGCUUGGACUGCAAUUCAUUUAAUGAAUAUUGUUAGCAGUGCUGGCAGCUUAGAAAGAGACUCCACAGAAGUAGAAAUCAGUACUGGAGAAAGAAAGGGUUCUUGGUCAGAGAGGAGGAACUCUAGUCUUGUUGGUAGACGGUCUCUGGAAAGAACUACCAGUGGAGAUGAUGCUUGCAACUUGACCAGCUUUCGGCCUGCCACCCUCACUGUGGCAAACUUUUUUAAGCAGGAAGGAGACCGCUUAAGCGAUGAAGAUCUGUACAAGUUCCUUGCAGAUAUGAGAAGGCCAUCUUCUGUCCUACGGAGGCUGAGACCAAUUACAGCUCAGCUGAAGAUAGACAUUUCUCCUGCACCUGAAAAUCCCCAUUACUGCUUAACCCCAGAGCUGCUUCAGGUGAAACUUUACCCUGACAGCCGAGUCAGGCCCACCAGAGAAAUUCUGGAAUUUCCUGCCAGGGAUGUCUAUGUUCCAAACACUACUUACAGAAAUCUUCUCUAUAUUUACCCUCAAAGUCUUAAUUUUGCCAACCGUCAAGGUUCUGCCAGAAACAUCACAGUGAAGGUCCAGUUUAUGUAUGGAGAAGAUCCGAGUAAUGCAAUGCCGGUAAUCUUUGGUAAAUCUAGCUGUUCAGAAUUUUCAAAGGAAGCCUAUACAGCCGUAGUAUAUCAUAACAGGUCUCCUGAUUUUCAUGAAGAAGUCAAGGUUAAACUCCCUGCCACCUUAACUGACCAUCACCACUUGCUCUUUACUUUUUAUCAUGUUAGUUGUCAACAGAAACAAAACACUCCUCUUGAAACCCCAGUUGGAUAUACAUGGAUACCCAUGCUGCAGAAUGGACGGUUGAAGACUGGGCAGUUCUGCCUACCGGUCUCGUUGGAAAAACCACCCCAGGCUUAUUCAGUGCUUUCACCUGAGGUUCCUCUACCUGGUAUGAAGUGGGUAGAUAAUCACAAGGGAGUAUUUAAUGUUGAAGUUGUUGCUGUUUCAUCCAUUCAUACACAAGAUCCUUAUCUUGACAAGUUCUUUGCUCUUGUCAAUGCUCUGGAUGAGCACAUGUUCCCAGUUAGAAUUGGGGAUAUGCGGAUCAUGGAAAACAACCUAGAAAAUGAACUGAAGAGCAGCAUUUCAGCCUUGAAUUCCUCGCAGCUGGAACCAGUAGUCCGGUUUCUUCAUCUUCUGCUUGAUAAACUAAUACUGUUAGUUGUAAGACCUCCUGUGAUUGCUGGCCAAAUAGUUAAUCUAGGGCAAGCAUCUUUUGAAGCUAUGGCAUCAAUUAUAAAUCGACUUCACAAAAACUUAGAAGGAAAUCAUGACCAGCAUGGCAGAAACAACCUUCUUGCAUCAUAUAUCUAUUAUGUGUUCCGACUGCCAAAUACUUACCCUAAUUCACCGUCACCAGGUCCUGGGGGUUUGGGAGGAUCAGUGCAUUAUGCCACAAUGGCUAGGUCUGCUGUGAGACCUGCAAGCCUUAACUUAAAUCGUUCUCGAAGCCUUAGCAACAGUAAUCCAGAUAUAUCUGGCACUCCCACAUCACCAGAUGAUGAAGUUCGGUCAAUCAUUGGCAGUAAGGGUUUAGAUCGCUCCAAUUCCUGGGUUAACACUGGUCCAAAAGCUGCCCCAUGGGGAGCCAACCCCAGUCCAAGUGCAGAACCAACACAGGCUAUGGAUCGAAGUUGUAAUCGUAUGUCUUCGCACACAGAGACGUCAAGUUUCUUACAAACAUUAACGGGACGCUUGCCAACUAAAAAGCUUUUUCAUGAGGAACUGGCUUUGCAGUGGGUUGUUUGCAGUGGCAGCGUUCGGGAAUCAGCUUUGCAGCAAGCCUGGUUCUUUUUUGAGUUGAUGGUAAAGAGCAUGGUGCAUCACUUGUACUUUAAUGAUAAGCUUGAUGCUCCAAGGAAAACCCGCUUUCCAGAACGUUUUAUGGAUGACAUUGCUGCUCUGGUUAGCACAAUUGCUGGUGAUGUUGUGUCACGAUUUCAGAAGGACACAGAAAUGGUUGAGAGACUGAAUACAAGCCUUGCCUUCUUUCUUAAUGAUUUGUUGUCUGUUAUGGACAGAGGAUUUGUCUUCACUCUUAUAAAGUCCUGCUACAAACAGGUGUCAUCAAAGCUCUAUUCACUGCCAAAUCCAAGUGUCCUGGUGUCUUUGAGGCUGGACUUCCUGCGAAUCAUCUGUAGCCAUGAGCACUAUGUUACAUUAAAUUUACCCUGCAGCUUGCUCACCCCACCUGCAUCUCCAUCACCUUCUGUUUCUUCUGCAACAUCUCAGAGUUCUGGAUUUUCCACAAAUGUGCAGGACCAGAAAAUUGCAAAUAUGUUUGAGUUGUCCUUGCCCUUCCGCCAGCAGCAUUAUCUGGCAGGCCUUGUGUUGACAGAACUUGCACUCAUUUUAGACCCUGAUGCUGAAGGACUGUUUGGAUUGCAUAAGAAAGUCAUCAAUAUGGUACACAACUUACUUUCCAGUCACGACUCUGACCCACGGUACUCUGACCCUCAGAUAAAGGCUCGGGUGGCUAUGUUGUACCUUCCUCUGAUUGGUAUUAUCAUGGAAACUGUACCUCAACUAUAUGAUUUUACAGAAACACACAAUCAACGAGGAAGACCAAUUUGUAUAGCCCCUGAUGAUUAUGAUAGUGAGAGUGGGAGCAUGAUAAGCCAGACAGUUGCCAUGGCAAUUGCUGGAACCUCAGUCCCUCAGCUGACGAGGCCUGGCAGUUUUCUCCUCACUUCAACGAGUGGCAGACAACAUACCACCUUCUCAGCAGAAUCGAGCCGGAGCCUUCUGAUCUGUCUACUUUGGGUUCUCAAGAAUGCAGAUGAAACAGUUCUGCAGAAGUGGUUUACAGACCUCUCAGUCCUACAGCUGAACCGUCUGUUAGAUCUGCUUUAUCUGUGUGUAUCUUGCUUUGAGUACAAAGGGAAAAAGGUGUUUGAAAGAAUGAAUAGUUUGACCUUUAAGAAAUCAAAAGACAUGAGAGCCAAACUUGAAGAAGCCAUUCUGGGGAGCAUCGGUGCCAGGCAGGAAAUGGUACGGCGGAGCAGAGGGCAGCUUGAGAGGAGCCCAUCUGGAAGUGCCUUUGGGAGCCAAGAAAACCUGCGGUGGAGAAAGGACAUGACUCACUGGCGUCAGAACACAGAGAAGCUCGAUAAAACUUUGCCAGAGUGAAAAUGCAAGUAACAAUGUCACUGUCCUCUUUGGUGGGUACAUCUCAGAAUUUUAAUGAAGAAUUCUUAAGACGCUCUUUAAAAACUAUUUUGACAUAUGCUGAAGAAGAUCUAGAAUUGAGGGAAACUACAUUUCCUGAUCAGGUCCAAGAUCUGGUUUUCAAUCUCCAUAUGAUCCUUUCUGACACCGUUAAAAUGAAGGAACACCAGGAGGAUCCUGAAAUGCUGAUUGAUCUCAUGUACAGAAUUGCCAAGGGCUAUCAGACCUCUCCAGACCUGCGAUUGACCUGGUUGCAGAACAUGGCUGGCAAACACUCGGAACGAAGCAAUCAUGCUGAAGCUGCUCAGUGCCUGGUCCACUCAGCAGCACUUGUCGCUGAGUAUCUGAGCAUGCUGGAGGACCGAAAGUAUCUUCCUGUGGGAUGUGUCACAUUCCAGAAUAUUUCAUCUAAUGUAUUGGAAGAGUCUGCUGUCUCAGAUGAUGUGGUGUCUCCAGAUGAAGAAGGUAUCUGCUCCGGAAAGUACUUUACUGAGUCAGGACUGGUGGGGUUGCUGGAACAAGCAGCUGCUUCCUUCUCUAUGGCUGGCAUGUACGAAGCAGUUAAUGAGGUUUACAAAGUACUCAUUCCUAUUCAUGAAGCUAAUCGGGAUGCAAAGAAGCUCUCCACCAUCCAUGGUAAACUUCAAGAAGCAUUCAGCAAAAUCGUUCAUCAGGAUGGUAAGCGGAUGUUUGGCACCUAUUUCCGUGUUGGUUUUUAUGGAACCAAGUUCGGGGAUUUGGAUGAACAGGAGUUUGUUUACAAGGAGCCUGCCAUAACCAAACUCGCAGAGAUUUCUCACAGAUUGGAGGGAUUUUAUGGAGAAAGAUUUGGAGAGGAUGUGGUUGAAGUAAUCAAGGACUCUAAUCCUGUAGACAAGUGUAAAUUAGAUCCUAACAAGGCAUACAUUCAGAUUACUUAUGUGGAGCCAUUCUUCGACACCUAUGAGAUGAAGGACAGAAUCACUUAUUUUGACAAGAAUUAUAAUCUCCGACGUUUCAUGUACUGUACACCCUUCACUUUAGAUGGCCGUGCCCAUGGGGAACUUCAUGAACAGUUCAAACGGAAAACCAUUCUGACAACGUCUCACGCCUUUCCUUACAUUAAAACAAGGGUCAAUGUCACUCACAAAGAAGAGAUAAUCUUAACACCAAUUGAAGUUGCUAUUGAAGACAUGCAGAAAAAGACACAGGAAUUGGCGUUUGCAACACAUCAGGAUCCAGCAGACCCCAAAAUGCUUCAGAUGGUCCUGCAGGGGUCUGUGGGCACAACUGUGAACCAGGGACCUCUGGAGGUUGCCCAGGUCUUCCUGUCUGAAAUACCUGCUGACCCAAAGCUCUUCAGACAUCACAACAAGCUGCGCCUUUGCUUCAAGGAUUUUACUAAAAGGUGUGAGGAUGCCUUAAGAAAAAAUAAGAGCUUGAUUGGACCAGAUCAAAAGGAGUAUCAAAGAGAACUGGAGAGAAACUAUCACCGCCUUAAGGAGGCUCUGCAGCCUCUGAUAAACAGAAAAAUUCCUCAGCUGUACAAGGCUGCCUUGCCCAUCACCUGCCACAGAGAUUCCUUCAGCCGAAUGAGCCUUCGAAAAAUGGAACUCUAAAAUAGACACUUGUUCUAAUGUAUUCAGCAUUGACUGUGAGGUCUUCUAUUGAAACAUAGGACUUGGAUGUCACUCUGGAAGCAAUAGCAUUAUUUCCUCACUGAAGACUGUGCUACCAGAUGCAGGCUGUUACAUGUGAGGCUCGUGGCUGUGGUUUCUAACCUUCUGGUAACAUGCUGUCAUCUUUUAAAAAAAAAAAAAGUUUUAAUGAUUCAAAG